AAUCGUAAAGAGCACACCAAGUUCUACAAAAUUGCCAAUUUUCCAAACUUUUGGGACACUUUCCGAGUAGGUUACCAUAUUUCCUCCUUAAUUGAUCGGACUGAUAUGAAGAUUUUUAUUAUUUUAUUUCUUCGAUACGCACAUUGUGAAGUUAGUCUUCGAAAGCUAACACUGCUGUUUAAGAAAUCAGUUUAUGGCCAUCUUGGAAUCAGUUAUUAAGUUCACUCUUUUUUCUGUUAUAUCGCAAAGUAACUCUUUGCUUUAUUUACAUCACGACCAUCAGUGAUAAAUUAGGUAGACUUUGAUCAUGUCUAGCCUAUAUUAUGACAGUAAUUUCAGAACAGCAUUUCUGCUAAUAACACGCUAAGCACCCUCUAAUAUUUUUCAUAUUGUCUGAGUCCUUGAGGUGUUUUGAUUGUUCUGGUCUUGGCUCAUGACUGCACAUGAUACAGAUGCACUGGAUUUAGUUCGAUAAUAUUCAACUACCGAAAGAGGAAAAAACUAGUUGUUUCGAUUGAAGUCGCUUGUCAACGCGAAGCUCAUUAUUCUACUUUGAAAGUAAUCCAAAGGAGUACUUUGAAUGGUUCUUAUCACAACAAACAUAUCUUUACCAUUAAGAAAUGACUACUACACCAUCCGUUCGUGGUUCUCGGUUCAUAUUUAGGCCUACUGUCCACGACGCGUUAUUUGAAAAAUUCAUACAUUCGUCAGAUGACGAUAGGCGGAAAUUACGUUGCCUCGUCGACAGUUUUCAUUGCUUCCAAGCAAGAUGCAAGCAUUUGUCAUUUGUAGGAAUCGUCACAUGACGAUAGUAGGUCUUAAUGUUAAACCUAAAACGCGUAUUUUUUUUAUGUCAAUUUCAUCUCGUUAUUUGGAGUGCAUUCACUUUUUGGAGUGGCAUCACGUAGCAUGCUUCCUAUUUCAAUUAGGUACUGUGACAAUUGGUUGAAUUUGAUAGCUUUUCUUCCUGACGAUUUUUUUGAUGCUUUCAGAUUCUCAAAUAGACACAUCAGAUAAUUUCUGUCUUAAUUAUUUGGUACUAACUUCUUGCGCGCGGUUUCGCCUGCUACACUGCUCAUAGCCGUGCUUAUGUUUUAUAGCCUAUAAUAUUCUUCCUCUAUGAAUCCACUGUCCAACAGAAUUAUUAAAAUAGGACUAGCAGUUCCGGAGAUAAGCGCGUUUAAACAAACAAACAAACUCUUUAGAUUUUUUAAAUUAUAAGAAAAUAAAUAAGACAACUUUAUUUAAUGUAAUUUAUUUGGGAAGGACAAACAGUGACACAUUACAUGAUUUAUAAAAAUUAUACAUGGUAAUUUAAAUAAAUGUCUAACCAACGCCGUUUUCCAUAGAAUAUAAAUUAAAUCAAUAGGCCAAGAGUAUUCUUCCUUUUCGACUGACCAACAGUUUCUAUUUUGAUUAUUGUUGCAGCGUAUUUACAUCCGCGUGGAAUAGCGACGUUGGAUAAGUUUUCCCGCGGACGUUGAAAAGGACGACGUAGUAUUUGAAACAUCAGCAGAAGCUUCCAUAGUUAUUCAGACAGACACGAAGAACACCAAACAUUGAUAUAUUAUAAGGCCAGCCGCCUGUAAUUUAACUUCGCACCACGAUGAAGUUUAGAUGUCCACGAAAAAUUAGUAAAGAUGACGUGUGUGGUGAAAUCCUGUAAAAACCGCACUGGUUGUAAAAGAAAAGAUCAGGGGAUCACAUUUCAUAAAUUUCCUUAUUCAAAUGAAGUAUGGGUGAAUGAUUGGAUACAAGUAAUAAGAAACAGCAGAAAUGAACAACAUUGGUACCCUUCAAAACGUACUGUAAUCUGCAGUGAACAUUUCGAGGAAAGUGAUUUAUAUAAAACUAAAGGAGGACUUAUUCGCGUUGUCAAUUAUGCCGUACCAACGAAGUUUUUAUUCAAGACUCCUAGUAUUGAAAAUGGACUAUUCGCAGAAAUAAAUAAUUCCACCGAAUCUCAAGAGAGCUCAGUUGUGGUUGAAUCGGCAACUGCGCCAGGAUCUAGGCUACAAAUUAAAUUGGAACCGUUUUCAUCUCAAGAUAAAACGCACCUCUCACUACCAAACUCAUUAGUGGAUGAAUCAGCAACAACCUCAGGAUCUGAGCUAGAAAUUAAAUUGGAACAGUCUUUACCUCAAGAUGAAUCAUCCAUCUUACAACCGAACUCAUUAGCUGUUGAAUCAGCAACUACGUCAGGAUCUAGCCCACAAAUUAAAUUGGAACCGACUUCAUUUCAAGAUGGUACACCCCUCUUACAUCCAGACCCAUUAGCUGUUGAAUCAGCAACUACGUCAGGAUCUAGCUCACAAAUUAAAUUGGAACCGACUUCAUUUCAAGAUGAUACACCCCUCUUACAUCCUAUUCCACCUCCUAUUCAACUUCCGACAAAUGAACCAGCUGAAGAACGUUACGAUAUUGUUCCGCAAGUGGAUGCAACAAAAGACAACUCGCCGGUACCAGUUGCUCUUAUACAACCACCAACGGCGGAACUUAUUCGCGAGAAACAUUACAUGAUGAUGAAGCUGCACAAAAUGCGUACUUUGCUGCAAACGCAAAAGAAGAAAAUAAAAGUUUUAAACCAAAAAGUGAGACGUCUAUCUGAUAAGAACCAAGCUUUAAAUAAUAUUUUAAUACCCCUUAAAAAAAAUAACUUUAUUGAUUCAGAUCUUUUUAAUAGAUUAAACGAAAACAUCGUAGCUGCAGACCUCUUUAAUAAUUACAAUAGAAAAAAGUUAAACAAGAAACUUAGUUAUUCACCGUCUAUGAAAAAAUUUUGUCUGACCCUUAACAGCUAUUCUCCAAAAGCUUACAAUUACGUUAGACGAACUUUUAAUUCAUGCCUUCCUCAUUCUCAAUCACUCUACAAGUUUAAAGAUGAAUUAACAAACAAUGAAGAUGAAGAAAUGAACAAUGUAGAUGAAGAUGAAGAAAUGAACAAUGAAGAUGAAGAAUUGAACGAAGAAGAUGGAGAAGUAAGUAAUGAAAAUGAAGCGGUAUACAUUUUAGUAAAUAAUGAAGAUGAAGAAAUAUAUAAUGACGAUGAUGAUGACACAUGAUACAGAAUAACGUGAUUAAUUAACUAUAAGGACGAGAAGCUUUCCUUUUUAUUUCAAGAAUAAAAAGUGUCGUUAAUACAUUUUAUUGUCUUAUAAGAAAAUAAAUAUGUAUAAACUAGUGUGUCAGUUGUAACUACAUGAUGCAUAUAAAACUAUUUAUAAAGACGUUUUUUCAAAUGACACCUUUUGAAUAUACACUACGCUACACUAAGCAAAUUUUACUAUUUGUUUAUAAUAGAGUUGUAAAACCACCUUUUGAAAAUCACUGAAUAAAAAAUGUUACCUUUUGAAACGAACAGGUUUAUUUCUUUAAAAUAUAAUCAAGUUCUGUAUACUGUACAUUUGGCUUAAAUCCGGCGAGCGAGGAGGCCUUGGCCACCUCUGGCUAUCCACCGGUCACCGCCAUACCACACCGUGCGAAAUGAGGUGGUGCUCCAUCAUGUUGGAAGAACAGCCCUCUUAAAUUUUCAAGAGGAAUACGCUCCGACAUUCUUCUCACACGAGUUUGUAGUAUGCGCAGAUAUGUGUCUCCGUUCAGUCUAUCCAAAAAGACUGGCCCUAAAAUUCGGUUGCAGAGAAUUUGCAUCAGUCCAAUACUAUGCAAUAUGUAUGUUGAACAUACCAACCCGUGUGAACGUGGACUCGUCAGUCCAAAGAAUGUUGCGGACUGCGGUGUUUUUCUCUUAGACAACGACCAAACGUGAGUCUUACUGCGUAAUCGUGUUCGCGUAAUUCCUGUACCCUGGUGGAAUGGUAAUGAUGAAGCCCUUCGCGAUUUAAAAGACGCCAC
Messenger RNA from Spodoptera litura, 3852 nucleotides. Lineage: Eukaryota; Metazoa; Arthropoda; Insecta; Lepidoptera; Noctuidae. The record is from RefSeq and is a predicted model, not a curated record.